This is a messenger RNA of Heterostelium album PN500, 1674 nucleotides long. RefSeq names its product putative protein serine/threonine kinase (gene ifkB). Gene Ontology annotation, cellular component: cytosol. Lineage: Eukaryota; Evosea; Eumycetozoa; Acytosteliales; Acytosteliaceae. Gene Ontology annotation, molecular function: eukaryotic translation initiation factor 2alpha kinase activity; ATP binding. The transcript has a single exon. The record is from RefSeq and is a predicted model, not a curated record. Gene Ontology annotation, biological process: protein phosphorylation. The coding region runs from base 1 to 1674 and encodes 557 amino acids.
AUGUGGAAAUUAUUGAAUAUUAGAAAUGCAGCAACACCAACUUUUAAAGCGGUGAAUUCCACAUCGUCAGCAGCAUCUUCUGCAGCACCUAUAAAUCAAUCUACGACAUCUUCAUCGAAUGUGAAUAGUAAUCAUAAUAAUAAUAAUAGUAGUUCGAUUGGUAGUACGAAAUCAUUGUUGCCUCUUGUUGUUGCACCAAGCUUUGUACCAUCAUCAGCUACCACUAAAAAGAUUAUCAAUACAAGUCUUCUUGUUGUAAAUUCAAAUGACGCAACCUUGAAAUCAACAAUAGCUACUUCAAAUACAACAACAUCAACCGUUUACAACAAUCAGUUUUUGGUAAACAACAAUAUCAAUAAUAGAUCUUAUUCCUCUGCAUCUUCAUCUGCUUCACAAUAUACAAACAAUUCCCCUCCAAUAUUACAACAACAACAACAACAAAAUCAUCAUCAUCAACAACAACAAAACUUACAUGAACAAAAUCAAGCAUAUAUACAACAUAAUACGAAGAGUGAAAAAGAUAUAAAUAGCAGUAGAUAUAAUAAUGAUUUCAUAACAGUAUCACAGAUUGGUAAAGGAGGUUUUGGUGUUGUUUAUAAGUGUUUAUGUCUUUUAGAUGAAGUGGAGUAUGCCGUAAAGAAAUUGGAUUUCUUAAAUGGAAGUAAGCAGGCGAGGAAUGUAUUGAAAGAAGUUAGAAUAAUGGCAAAGCUAUCACAUAAGAAUAUAAUAAGAUAUCAUAAUUCAUGGUUGGAAGCUAAAUCGAAUCUAGCAAACAAUAUUAGUAUUGAUAAUAAUCAAAUAACAGAUCCAUCUUUAUCAACCUCUUCCAGUACCGACUCACUUACAGUCAAUAGUAAUCAUGUACUAUGUUCAUCGGUAGGUGACGAGAUCGAUUGGAAUACAAUAGAUUCAACUACAGCUUCAUUAUCAUCGAUGUCUUCAUUUAGAAGUAGUGACAAUGAAUAUAUUCUCAAACAUCAGAAUAAUCAGUAUAAUCAUGAUAGCAGUGCAGACGUUCAUUGUCAACAAAAUAAAUCAAUAACUAAUAGUGCUUCACAGUAUCUAUUCAUUCAAAUGGAGUUGUGUUCGAGUACAUUGCGUGGUUGGAUACAAUCAAAGUCUGUCGCAACUCAAUCACGUUUGUCAGAGUAUAAGGAAAUCAUUAAACAGCUAUUGAAAGGUCUAUCCUAUUUACAUUCAAAGGGAGUGGUACAUCGAGAUAUUACACCUGACAACUUGUUCAUCGAUUAUUAUCCAGCAUCAGCUAACAGCAACAACAAUAACAACAGCAUGGUCAGUAAACCAAGGUUGAGUUUGAAGAUUGGAGAUUUUGGUCUUGCGACAACUCAAGAUUCACUUAGGAAGAACGGUAAAAGAAAAUCGGUUGGCACAAUAUUGUAUAGUAGUCCAGAGCAGGAGGAAGGCAUUGCCUACAAUGAAAAAACAGAUAUAUACAGUGUAGGUGCUAUCUAUUACGAAUUGCUUUCCAACUUUAAUACGACAAUGGAGAGGGUAGUCUCUCUCUCGAAUUUAAAAAAGUCACUCUCACUUCCUGUUUGUUUUAAGUUGCUCUAUCCGAUCGAAUCGAUAUUUAUCGAAAAGAUGGUUCAGCAUCAUUCCAAUCGACCUACUUCUUCUCAGCUUAUAAAUGAUAGCAUUUUAAAUAUAGCCUAA